AUCUAGCUCUCCACCACCCCAGGCCUCCAAUACACAGGUAUACCAGCCGUCGCGAGCUUACUGUUUCGAUUUUGACGUUGGUACAGUCAUCAGUAACACGGUACCUCAUGUGAGACCUCGCAGGUGACUCGUACAACCGAAUCUCUUUGUUCCGAUCCAAGUGAAAAGGCCCACACGAUUCCGUCUCACGCACACAAACCACACCUGCGCAGUUUAAAACUCCGCGGGAGCCGGGGGUUGCUGGCAAGGUUAGUUUUAAGUCACACGUCACGAACCGAGAAGAGAAUUCAACACGGACCCGUAGAAGCGCUGUAUCGCACGGCAGACGUCAAGCCAAAUUGUCCGGGGAAUGCCUUCUCUUACAGUUUAGCAACACUGUAACUAAAGAGCAACUGGUUAAGUCACAUGGAAAAUUACCGAAAGGGGACGAAAUUGAAUGACAGGAAUCAUUUAUUAGAGCCACGAGUUCCUGGUGACUAGAUGAUGGGCCACUUUGAUGUCUCAAUGAAAGACCGCGUGCAUUUAACGGUCCUGUUCCUUGUCUUCAUCCCGGGAUCAUCAGUACUAGCUUGGGAAUUCAACACCCUCAAUGACACUGUGCCUUAUUUUGAGCAGUUUGGAUACAUUGCUCCAGUGGAAGACGGUCAGCUUCAAGACGCCGAAGUUCUUCUCGAUGCACUCCAUAGAUUCCAAGAUAUAUGCGGCGUCACAAGGACGGACGGUAAAAUGGACGAAGCAACCGCAGCGUGCUUCCAGCGGAAGCGAUGCGGUAACCGUGAUUUUGAGCCGGGCAGCCGGGGCAGUUCUGGACGCGGUCGCAAGCGCCGUUACUACAUCCCGACGGAGGCCGAGUCGUGGCAGCCAGAGUCCACUCACAUCACCUACGACAUUGUCAUGUACUCCGAUGACCUCCCGCCUAGCGUCAUCGAUGAUUCCAUCAAGCGUGCUUUUGAGGUGUGGUCCAACGCCACAGCGUUGUCCUUCGAGCGCAGACGAGGCGGCCAGGUGGAUAUUACUCUCUCGUUUUACCCCACCAUGGAGGAGCACGGCGACAACAUGCCGUUUGACGGGCCAGGCCGGAUUCUGGCCCACGCCUUCUGGCCGUGGAGUGAGGACCGUCUCAAAUCUGACGUGCAUUUAGAUGAGGCGGAGACUUGGACGGCUAGGUCCUACUCGGGGGCCAACUUAUGGCUGGUUGCCGCUCAUGAGAUUGGCCACUCGUUAGGCCUGGGUCACAGCGUCAUCUUCGGCAGUCUGAUGUUUCCAUUUCACUUCGGCUACGAUCCCGACUUCACAUUACACGAGGACGAUAUCAAUGGCAUACAGGCACUCUACGGUGACGUUGUACCGACGCAAGUCACAGAUGCCCCGGAUAUAUGCCGCGUGGUGAUGGACGCAGUAAUGGUGGACGGAUUUACAUACAUCUUUAAAGGUGAAUACUAUUGGAAGAUUUUCAACGGGCGACCAGAGCCCGGAUUUCCACGGAGGAUAUCAGAACGGUGGCCCGGAUUGGAAGGGAGCAUCGAUGCUGCACUCACCGUGAAAAAUGAAUACGUCUGGAUGCCACACACGGGCAAAACUUACUUCUUCAAAGACCGGCAUGUAUGGCGGUACACUCUGAGCAGCCUCGACGAGGGUUUCCCCAAGGACGCUGCCGAAGAAUUCCCAGGGUUUCCCUCGGACGUCCAGAAGAUCAAAGGCAUCUUCGAGAUCAGCGGGAACGGGGAGACCUACAUCUUCAUAGAUGGCGGCUUCUACGUGUACAGUUGGCUUGGUUUCCAAGGCCCCUAUACCCUACAGGUUUUCAGUGGCGUUCCUACCAACAUUGUUGGCGCAAUUCAGUGGACCGACAACUACAUCUAUUUCUUCACCGACGACUUCCUGUAUUACCAGUGCGGCCCCUGGAGCUUCACCGUCAGCCGCGGGUUCCCACAACACGCGCACGUGGACUGGAUUGGUUGCUCAAGCGACUCGGCCGAUAGCCUACGAUUGGCUGGGACGGCCGAGACGUUGCAACAUUCCGAGGGUCAGGAUUUAUUAACCGGAACUGGCUCAGAUCGGUCGUCAGCGCAGGCCACCAGCACCUGGACGUUUAGCAUGAUUGCUCUCAGUUCAAGUGUAAUAGCUUUGACAUGAGUCGGCGUUCCUGAUAGUGCAAUUGGCGUGGCACCACAGCCUAGGCAAUGCCAGCUAGUGGCAAGGGCCCAACUGCCUUGAUAGCACAGGGAUGUAUCUUAUGCUCAAGAAAUAUCUGUAUACCAGGCCUUGCCAUGGGCGUUGACAGGAUUGUUGGGGUUUUUUUGGGGGGGGGGGGCAAAGACUCCUUGGUAGCAAACUGAUAUAACUGUUAAUGGUUAACGGCGGAACGGGGCCAAUUUCAAGGUAUGUUGAAGCAAAUUGGUCAUUUUCGUCCCUUUCCUCCAUUUUUGGUUUCUCUCGCUUUUUCCCCAGCACCAUGCCUUCCUCCCCGCCUAGCCUACCUCAGGUCUCGCCCCUGUACCCUUCGUCUCAUUUUGAACGCCCCAAAAAAUGGCGAACCAGUUGAAAUAGGCACAGAGGCGAAGACAUAGCAUGAUUACUUUAGCAUCACCCAAAGCAUAUUUAGAGCCGUAUCUUAAUAGAUGUACUAAUUUCAUGAAAAGUUAUUAUUGGGGCGUGGUCGGCUGACGAGGCCGGUUAAUACAACAGGUGGAAUAUACACACUGUGCCAAGGACCUACGAAAAUUUGGAGACCAAUCAGGAAUUGGAAUUCCUAAGAAACAUUUGAAGACCUACAAAAGUUAUAGUGUACCACAAAAUACAUACACUCUUACGCAGAUAAAGAAAAAUGUUUCCUAAAAAGUUUAUUUUUUUUCUUCAGAAUUUUUGAUUUGGAGGAACUUUAAUCAUAGCUAGUUUCACAGCUUUCUAACAGUAUUGCUGACCAGCAAACUCAAAUUGAUGUUGGUAUACCAUAAAAACUCCACAUCCGGUCCUAACUGUAUACUGCAGACAUUAUAGGACAGACUAUCGUGGAGCAUCGGAUGAACGAAUCCGUUUCUAAAUUGGUAUCUCCGAGUAACACAUAGAGAAUAUUAGACUUCGACACUUACCGGUACAUUAGUACAGUAUAUGAAUGAUAACGUUCUUACUUGAACGUUGGCUUAAAUGCAAGUGGAAGGUUCGUACGAAAGCCUACUAAUGGCAUAUAAAAAAGUAAAGUAUGCAUUUUCUAAAACUGAAGUACCGGUGAAGUGUUUCAACUUCGUUUUUAUGAGAUUCUUUUCCGAAGUUAGAUCUUACCAAAUAGGUAAUUUGAAGUUCGUUUUUACGAGAUCGAUCUUUAGAUAUAUAUAUAAAAAAGGUUUUUGAGGAAUACAUUUUCAACUUGGUUUUAUAAUAUAUUUCUCAAGGUUAUUUGUGAAGAUACACUUUUUUCAAGUUUUGUUUUAGGAGACUUUCGUUUCGAGAUCUAAUUGUUAAAACAUUUUUAUGUAUGAAAUAUAUUUGUAAAGUUUAAUUUCAUGAGAAAUAUUUUGAGAUCGCACUGUGUUGUUUAAACGACCUCUCGCCUGAGAGCCAACGCCCUCAAUUCCCCAAACGCAUUUCGUAAACUUUACACAUUCAGAAAACAAGUCUGAAAAUUUAUAUUUUUCUUUUUCAAGGCAUACACCUCUUAAAACGACUUUCCACCCGAAUAGAAAUAAUUUCCACCCAAUUAAAAAUAAUGUCCCAAGAAUAAUUUUCGUUAAAACGACCUUGGGAAAUAUUAUCUCGUGAAAACUAACUUGAAAAAAAAAUCUGAUAAACUAAAAAAUGCAUUUGUACUUCACUUUUAAAAUGUGUAUUUCAUAGCAUUAUGGGAUUUGGUAUGGAAAAGUGUGAAUUGCACAUAGCCGCAUGAGACAGUUGACCACUAUGACUUGCCAACGAGGUUAGGAGGUUUUUUCAAAGCGGGUUUUUAUCUCGAGUGACUUUAAUAUAACAACUGUUGCGCUGCGAAUAACCUUUUUCACGUCUAUACUAAUGGUCUAAGGAAAGUCUAAACCCAAAUGUGGCGUCAUCAUAAAAUCUAGCCAAAGAUUAGAAUACAUUGAUAGGUUUGAAAAUUUCAGAAUCUUUGCGAAAAUAAUUGGAAUUGGGAGACGAAAUGCCGACCUGUUUCUAAUUUGUGCGCCACCCUUACAUGUACGAGUGUAGAUACAGGCAAAUUAGAUAAUAUUGAAAUAAUUGUGUCAUAAUAGUGUAUAUACAGAAUUUUGUUGAAUACUUUUAAGAGUUUAUAUCUAACUUUAGAAGGUUCAGAAAACUUACAUUUGCAAUAAAAUACGAACAACUUGCAAUGCAACUUA
Messenger RNA from Acanthaster planci (crown-of-thorns starfish), 4331 nucleotides. Its product is annotated as interstitial collagenase A-like. The record is from RefSeq and is a predicted model, not a curated record. Lineage: Eukaryota; Metazoa; Echinodermata; Asteroidea; Valvatida; Acanthasteridae. Gene Ontology annotation, cellular component: extracellular matrix. Gene Ontology annotation, biological process: collagen catabolic process; extracellular matrix organization; proteolysis. Gene Ontology annotation, molecular function: zinc ion binding; metalloendopeptidase activity.